Glarea lozoyensis ATCC 20868 is the source of this 1725-nucleotide messenger RNA. Its product is annotated as PH. NCBI's taxonomy places the organism in Eukaryota, Fungi, Ascomycota, Leotiomycetes, Helotiales, Helotiaceae. The transcript has 3 exons. The coding region runs from base 1 to 1725 and encodes 574 amino acids. Gene Ontology annotation, molecular function: nucleosome binding; DNA binding; histone binding. The record is from RefSeq and is a predicted model, not a curated record. Gene Ontology annotation, cellular component: nucleus; FACT complex.
AUGUCUCAACGCGCCCCGCCCAAUCUUGCAACUACUAACAUCGUUCGCACCACUAGGGAAAGCUUCGAUAACAUCUAUCUUGAUCUCAGCAAGGAAUCCGGAAAAUGCAGAUUUGCGGAGACUGGAUUUGGUUGGAAACCAUCGGGUGGAGGUGAAACGUUCACAGUGGACAGCAGCACAGUUGGAGGUGCGCAGUGGAGUCGCGCCAGUAAAGGUUACGAGGUGAAGGUGCUGUUGAGAAAUUCGGGGGUUGUGCAGUUGGAUGGCUUCUUACAGGAGGAUUUUGAGCGCAUAGGCAAAGUCUUUAAGAAUUUCUACAGCACGAAUCUCGAACAUAAAGAACACGCAUUGCGAGGUUGGAAUUGGGGGAAAGCAGAAUUUGGGAAAGCAGAAUUGGCUUUCAACGUGCAAAACAGACCGGCCUUCGAAAUUCCGUAUUCAGAAAUCACGAAUACCAAUUUAGCGGGAAAGAAUGAGGUUGCUGUUGAAUUUUCGCUCCCAGCUAAUGGAGAUGAUACCGGUACAAACGGCUCAUUAGGUGGUGCGAGGGGCAAGGGAAAGAAAGCAGGAGCGGGGAAGGAUCAGCUUGUUGAGAUGCGGUUUUACAUUCCUGGAGUUACAACCAAGAAAGAGGCUCUGGAGGGCGAUGAUGCGCCCAGCGAUGCUGAAGGCGACGAAGAGCAAAAUGCUGCGAAUCUAUUUUAUGAUACCCUGAUGGACAAGGCCGAGAUUGGAGAGGUUGCUGGUGAUACUUUCGCAACUUUCUUGGAUGUUUUACAUCUCACACCAAGAGGACGUUUCGAUAUCGAUAUGUACGAAAACUCCUUCAGGUUGCGGGGCAAGACAUACGACUACAAGAUCCAGUAUGAACACAUUAAGAAGUUUAUGUGUUUGCCCAAGCCUGAUGAAACUCAUUUCAUGAUCUGUGUCGGUCUUGAUCCACCACUUCGACAAGGUCAGACGAGAUAUCCAUUCUUGGUAAUGCAAUUUAAGAAGGAUGAGGAAGUGACAAUCGAUCUCAAUAUGACUGAGGAGCUAUUGAAGGAAAAAUAUGGAGGAAAGUUGGAACCACACUAUGAACAACCCUUCCACCAAGUCGUUACAGCAGUCUUCCGUGGCCUUGCCGCCAAGAAGGUCAAUCAACCGGCAAAGGAUUUCUCCAGUCAUCACGGUCAAUAUGGCAUUAAAUGCUCUAUCAAAGCCAGCGAAGGUUUCUUAUACUGCUUAGAGAAAGCUUUCAUGUUCGUCCCAAAGCCUGCAACAUACAUUUCUUUCGAGCAAGUCAAGACUGUCGUCUUUUCCCGCGUUGGUGGAGCUGUCUCGGCAAGCCGAACCUUUGACAUUACAGUCCAAUUGAAAGAAGGAGGCGAGUCACAAUUUUCAAAUAUCAACAGGGAAGAGCAGAAGCCUCUCGAGGACUUCUUUAGAAUUAAGCAACUUCGCGUCAAGAACGAAAUGGAGGAGGACAACACCGCCAUUCUGAAAGCCGCUCUUCGCGCAGAAGAGUUACAGAGCAGUGACGAAGAAGUUGUUGCAGCACGUGCGGAUAGAGGUAGCGCAGCCGAAGAUAGCGAAAGCGACGAUGAGGAUUUCAAGUCGGAUAGUGACAGUGAUGUCGCCGAGGAGUUCGACUCUAAUCAUGAGAGUUCGGGAAGUGAAGAUGAAGAUGGUGGUCCUGCUAGUGAUGCUGAAGAGCGGCCGAAAAAGAAGGCGAAGACUGGUUAA